GUCCCUGGAGCGCACUAUAAAACCUGCACGGGUGGCGCUCGCUGCUCAGCCAGACCUGGGUGAAGGGGCAGUCCCGUCUCCAACUGGUAACAGCCCCAGCAGGCAGAACAUGAGCGCGUUCCUGCGAAAGCGAUGCCUCUGCCUAGGCUUCCUGCUCCUCCAACUCUUAAGUCAAGUCUCUGCAACUCUGCGCUGCCCGUCUCGGUGCCCGAGCCAGUGCCCCAGUAUAUCACCGACCUGCGCCCCCGGGGUGCGCUCGGUGCUAGACGGCUGCUCCUGCUGUCCGGUGUGCGCCCGCCAGCGCGGGGAGAGUUGCUCUGAGAUGAGACCCUGCGACCAGAGCAGCGGUCUCUACUGCGACCGCAGCGCGGACCCCAACAACGAGACUGGCAUUUGCAUGGUUCCAGAGGGAGACAACUGUGUGUUCGAUGGGGUCAUUUACCGCAACGGAGAGAAGUUUGAGCCGAACUGUCAAUACCACUGCACCUGCAGAGAUGGGCAGAUUGGCUGUGUGCCCCGCUGCCAGUUGGAUGUGCUUCUGCCGGGUCCUGACUGCCCAGCCCCGAAAAAAGUCGCAGUGCCCGGGGAGUGUUGCGAAAAGUGGACCUGUGGCUCAGAGGAGAAGGGGACACUGGGAGGCCUGGCCCUUCCAGCCUACAGACCGGAAGCCACCGUAGGAGUCGAACUCUCUGACUCCAGCAUCAACUGCAUUGAGCAGACUACGGAGUGGAGCGCAUGUUCCAAGAGCUGUGGAAUGGGCUUGUCCACCCGGGUCACCAACAGGAAUCUCCAGUGUGAGAUGGUAAAACAGACUCGUCUCUGCAUGGUUCGGCCUUGUGAGCAAGAGCCUGGGGAAGCAACAGAUAUGAAAGGUAAAAAGUGUCUCCGGGCCAAGAAGUCCCUGAAAUCCAUCCACCUCCAGUUCAAGAAUUGCACUAGCCUGUACACCUAUAAGCCCAGGUUCUGUGGGAUCUGUAGUGAUGGCCGCUGCUGUACGCCCUUCAAUACCAAAACCAUCCAGGUGGAGUUUCAGUGUUUGCCAGGGCAAAUAAUCAAAAAACCAGUCAUGGUCAUUGGAACCUGUACCUGCCACUCCAACUGCCCUCAGAACAAUGAGGCCUUCCUCCAAGAGCUGGAGCUGAAGACGAGCAGAGGAGAAAUGUAACAGGUGCCCAGGGAAGUGCAUUGGUUGAGGCAAACUGUUGCUGUCACAAGGCCCGCCAUCACCUGUAUAUAAGAAACAUAGUGAAGGAGUUGUCCCGUGUAUGUUUCUGUGAUCAUAUGAGGUCAUUUAUAUUUGUCUCUGUUUUUAAUGAAAGCUGUUCCAAAUGUAAACUUAGAAUCAAGAUAAGCUCAGGAUAUGGCUUAGGGGUGACUUGCUUUCCUGUGCUGUUCAUUACAAGUGCAAAUUUGUGUAAAUUUAAGUCACAUAGAUGAUCUAGUUGGUAGAAUGUGUCACAUCACACUCAUUUUCUGUACACUAGUUAAAUCCCAAUAAAUGUUACAGAAAUGAUUGGCACAGUGAAAUCUAAGAUCAUGUUGAACAUGUACAUAUCUCUCACCAUAUACUGAGGUUGACUUGAGGGAUCUCUACUGAGCUCCUUUUGGGGGUAGGUCAACUUUGUGCUUUCAAGUGUAAAAUCAAAGGAAGCAUUCAGCUCUUGAACAUGAAGUUCAGAGACUGAUUUUCUACUUAGUACGCUAGGAAACGUUCUAUCACUAUAGCACUGAAAUGUCUGGUAAUUAAGUGGGCUGGUGUCAUGAACUUUCUCCAUUGUAGACAAACUGACUCCUUUCCAAUCGAAAGAAGCUGAACCAAAACCUCCCAAUGCCGAGAGGACGGGGCCUCUCAGCACAUGGUUUGUAUCCCAGAGGCUGCCGAGGCCCACUUCUGCAAAAUCCAACAGGGAUUCUAUCAUAGGUAAACAGUACACUGAAGACCAAGCCACCUCAUUUACAAUCUCUGGGGACUUUCAAAUGUGCUUUCAAGGCAAUUUUGAAAAGGAAGAGCAGAAUCUACAAAAUUUUAUGAAAGUUUACAGUUACUGAAGACCUGCUCAAAAUACAUCCUUUGGUCACAGUUAUGAAAACACAAGCUAUACAUGUGUACCUAUGUGUGUUUGAUAGACAAAGUUCAAAAAAUAUGCUAAAAUAAUACAAUUUGUACAUCGCCACACGAGCUCCACUUUUCUCCUUAAAGUAUUUAUGAAAAUAUAAAUUAUACUUUGUAAAAUAUUCUCUUUAAUUUCCCUAGUUGUUGCAAACAAACUUUAAAAAAAAUACAAUGUUAUCAGUACGUGACUCUGGUCUUAGUUUUGUGUUACCAGUUUAAUGUUGUUUACUGAAAAUAAAAAUGCGUGAAUUAAG
Rattus rattus (black rat) is the source of this 2367-nucleotide messenger RNA. It is a transcript of the gene Ccn3, whose product is annotated as cellular communication network factor 3. NCBI's taxonomy places the organism in Eukaryota, Metazoa, Chordata, Mammalia, Rodentia, Muridae. Gene Ontology annotation, biological process: cell adhesion; signal transduction. Gene Ontology annotation, molecular function: heparin binding; integrin binding. Gene Ontology annotation, cellular component: extracellular matrix; extracellular region. The record is from RefSeq and is a predicted model, not a curated record. The transcript is spliced from 5 exons. The coding region runs from base 110 to 1165 and encodes 351 amino acids.